AUGUCUACAGGCAACCUUCCUGGCUACACUUUUCAGUCACAAGAAGAAUUUCUCUCCAACCUCAACCACUACGAGAUAGCCUUCCCCAUCCAGGUGGAUCAGAAUGGUGACUUCCUCAGUUUUGACAUAAAAAGCCAUCGGAAAUGGAGGUCCCGCCGGAGUGCAGGCCACCCCUCCUAUGACAUGCCUGAACAGCAUGUCUUCUACAAGGUCUCUGCCCACCGGACCCAGUUCCUCCUCAACUUGACGUUGCAUACCCACUUGCUGGCAAGGCGCUUCCGGGUGGAGUAUUGGAAAAGAGGUGGAGUAGACUAUCAACAUGAGUUCCAUGAAGACUGCCACUAUGCUGGUCAUUUACAAGAUGAGUAUCUGAACUCAAAAGUUGCUAUCAGUAAUUGUAACGGUCUGCAUGGUGUGAUAAUUGCAGAAGAUGAUGAAUAUUUUAUUGAACCCCUGACCCUUGGGGUCAAUAUCAGUGGGGAACAAGGAGGAGAAGGAAGCCCGCACGUGAUCUACAAACGGUCAUCCCUCCAGCACCCACAUAUGGAUACAGCUUGUGGUGUGUUAGAUGAGAAGCCGUGGAAAGGUAGACCCUGGUGGUUGCGACUGAAACCCUCCCCUUUGAAGACCCUGGGCAACUUUUCUCAAAGGGGGCAACUGCCUCUGAAGAGGUCAGUCAGCACUGAGCGUUAUGUGGAGACUCUUGUGGUGGCUGAUAAGAUGAUGGUGGGCUACCACGGCCGGCGAGACAUAGAAGAGUACAUCCUGGCUAUCAUGAAUAUUGUUGCUAAACUUUUCCAAGACUCAAGUUUGGGCAAUAUCGUGAACAUUCUCGUAACCCGCCUUAUCCUGCUGACAGAGGACCAGCCCACCCUGGAAAUCAACCAUCAUGCUGGGAAGUCCCUUGACAGCUUUUGCAAGUGGCAGAAGGCUAUUGUGAGCCUCAGCGGUGAUGGGAACGCCAUUCCUGACAACGGCAUCGCGAACCAUGACACCGCGGUUUUGAUUACCAGAUACGAUAUUUGCAUUUACAAAAACAAACCCUGUGGAACUUUAGGAUUGGCCCCCGUGGGUGGCAUGUGUGAACGCGAAAGGAGCUGCAGCAUCAAUGAAGACCUUGGCUUGGCCACAGCUUUCACCAUUGCUCACGAGAUAGGCCACACGUUUGGCAUGAACCAUGAUGGUGUUGGAAAUAGCUGUGGAUCCCGGGGACGGGAGACAGCUAAACUCAUGGCAGCUCAUAUUACCAUGAAGACCAACCCCUUUGUCUGGUCAGCAUGCAGUAGAGAUUAUAUAACCAGCUUCCUGGACUCUGGAAUGGGACUCUGCCUGAAUAAUGCGCCACCCAAGCAGGACUUCAUCUACCCCACUGUGGCUCCAGGACAAGCCUACGAUGCAGACGAGCAGUGCCGGCUUCAGUACGGAACAAAAUCUCGCCAGUGUAAAUAUGGGGAAGUUUGCAAUGAGCUGUGGUGUCUUAGCAAGACCAACCGGUGUAUCACCAACAGUAUUCCAGCUGCAGAAGGGACGAUAUGCCAGACUAACACCAUUGAAAAGGGGUGGUGCUACAAGCGGGAAUGCGUACCUUUUGGCAUGCGGCCAGAAGGGGUGGAUGGAGCAUGGGGCACCUGGUCAGCCUGGGGAGAGUGCAGCCGGACCUGCGGGGGAGGUGUUUCCUCAUCCAUUCGCUAUUGCGACAGUCCAAGGCCAACCAUUGGAGGAAGGUAUUGUCUAGGGGAACGAAAGCGCUACCGGUCGUGUAACAUUGAUGAUUGUCCUCCUGGGUCAAAAGACUUCAGAGAGCUUCAAUGUGCUGAAUUUGAUCACAUCCCCUUUCGGGGCAAAUAUUAUACCUGGAAGACGUACCGAGGGGGUGGUGUCAAGUCCUGCUCACUCAACUGUUUGGCAGAAGGUUUUAACUUCUACACGGAGAGGGCUGCAGCUGUGAUCGAUGGAACGCCUUGCCGCCAGGACUCCCACGACAUCUGCGUCAGCGGAGAAUGCAAGCAUGUGGGCUGUGACCGCGUCUUAGGCUCAGAUACUAAAGAGGACAAAUGCCGGGUCUGUGGAGGAGAUGGAACCACCUGUGAAACUAUUGAAGGGAUCUUCAACCAUUCACUGCCUGAUGGAGGCUAUGAGGAGGUGAUACUGAUUCCCAAAGGAUCUGUCCACAUUGAUAUCCGGGAACUUAAUCAUUCUCUGAAUUAUCUUGCUCUGAGAGGAGAAAACGAUGAGUAUUUUGUCAACGGGAAACUUUCGAUCGACCCUCCUCGGCGCUUUGACAUUGCUGGAACCACGUUCCACUACGGGCGCUCCCAGGAUGAACCAGAGUCACUCGAGGCCCUGGGCCCAACUAACAUCACCCUGAUUGUUAUGGUUCUUGUGCGAGAAGAACUGCAGAGGAUCCGAUACAAGUUCAACGCACCCAUCGUCCGCAAUUCCAUGGCCCAAUAUUUAUGGCAGUAUGUCUCAUGGACAACGUGUUCUGCGAUUUGUGCUGGAGGCAGUCAAGUUCAACCUGUUGUAUGCAGGAAUCAAGCUGACAGCUCCACGGUGCUUAAUCAUUUCUGCAACCCUGAAACCAAGCUACCAGAGAAGCCGCGGUCAUGUAACACUGAGCCGUGCCCGCCAACUUGGAUGAUCGGGAACUGGUCCGAAUGCAGUCGCAGCUGCAAUCAGGGAGUGCGGACCCGAAGCGUGAUCUGUCAGCGCAAAAUCUCCACCACAGAGGAGAAAACUCUGGAUGAUUCCUCUUGCAACCUGCCACGGCCUCAUGUGCUGGAACCCUGUAAUAAUCACACAUGUCCUCCAGAAUGGGUAGCCCUGGAUUGGUCUGAGUGCACGCCGAAUUGUGGACCUGGUUUCCGUCAUCGCAUUGUCCUUUGCAAAAGUGGUGACCAUCGUGCCACACUGUCUACCUCCCAGUGUCCUGAGAGCUCUAGACCCCCAAACACCAUAAGGUGUAGUCUUCGGCGCUGUCCACCCCCGCGGUGGGUCACUGGUGAAUGGGGAGAGUGUUCUGGGCAGUGCAGUUUUGGCCAGCAAAGGCGUUCUGUCCAGUGCGUGACCUACACAGGACAACCAUCCAGUGAAUGUGUGGAAGCCCUGAAGCCCUCAGCCAUGCAACAGUGUGAAAGCAAGUGUGAUUCUGGACUGACAGAAAACUCUGAAGAAUGCAAAGAUGUCAACAAGGUUGCCUAUUGCCCUUUGGUGCUGAAAGCUAAGUUCUGUAGUCGGUCAUACUUCCGACAGAUGUGUUGCAAAACCUGCCAGGGCCAUUAA
Molecule: messenger RNA, 3282 nt
Organism: Protobothrops mucrosquamatus (brown spotted pit viper)
Lineage: Eukaryota; Metazoa; Chordata; Lepidosauria; Squamata; Viperidae
Gene: ADAMTS10
Product: ADAM metallopeptidase with thrombospondin type 1 motif 10
Exons: 24
Coding region: 1-3282 (1093 amino acids)
Biological process (GO): extracellular matrix organization; proteolysis
Cellular component (GO): extracellular matrix
Molecular function (GO): metalloendopeptidase activity
Source: RefSeq, a predicted model, not a curated record